Rubroshorea leprosula is the source of this 1012-nucleotide messenger RNA. The record is from the annotation of a GenBank genome assembly. Lineage: Eukaryota; Viridiplantae; Streptophyta; Magnoliopsida; Malvales; Dipterocarpaceae.
GAGUUUAUGGGAUGUUGUUGAGUUUCUGGUAUGCCUAAAUCUAAUGCAAGUUAUUUGCUAGAUGCCGGGUACAAUUAUGGCAAUGGGAAGGCUCAACCGACCGAGUAUUAUGAUUUACGGGGGAACAAUCAAGGUUUGUCACCUUGCUCUGUCUACCUUAUUUAGAUUCAAAGUUAUAGAAAAAUCAUAGAAAAAUUUAUUGGGAAAAGGUGACUUGUUUUGAAAUUCUAAUAUUAGACACUUUGUGACAUUCUGCGUCCCAAUCAAUAAGGUUUUGCUCUAUAUGAUGAAUCUACGAAAGCAGAAAGUAAUCAUUCUCUUAAAAAUGUUGGAUCUUUUCUGAGUUGUAUGCAAACAUAUUACUUUUACGCAUAUGACUUUUGUUGUCAAUUUCUUGUAUCUUCAAGUUUUUGGACCUAUAAAUGGAGAAAACAUUAGAUGAAAUGACUUGGUACAGAGUAUCAGUGAGAGCAAGGCUGAUCCUUUUUCACUGGAUAUACUUCGCCUGGUACAUCUUGUAGGUGUUUAUCUGCUGCUUCAUUUUUUUUCCUCUUUUUUUAUUAUUCCUUUUUAACACAUCACCAUUUUUAUUAUACUCAGUUGCAGUUAAGUGUUCUAUUUGACUCUUCUGUAAACCUAUAGUGGUAUAGAUUGUGAAUUUUAAAGAUGCGGUCAAUUUACCUUUUUGGAUAAUGUUCUUUUUUCAGCCUGGUCAUUUUCAAGGCCAUACGUAUGAUAUCAUAUCUGCCUUCCAGGUAAGCAUAGAGAAUUUGCUAUUCUAAUACACUUUGUUGAUUGAUUACUUCAUUUAGAAUAUGUAUAUUAACAAAUUAAUUUGAUCUUUUACCUUGUUUCUGAUUUUCUAUUCUCCUAUUUCAUUUUUCACCUAAUGUUUAUACAACUUUUAAGGAUGGAAUAAAGAAUAACUAAUGUUGUUGGAGACUUGGAGCUUAUCAACAUCAAGUUCUUUUGUCAUGUGUAGAACUUCAUUUAAUAAUUAGUGUUUUGUAAU